Messenger RNA from Exaiptasia diaphana, 2314 nucleotides. RefSeq lists its product as uncharacterized. The coding region runs from base 55 to 2043 and encodes 662 amino acids. The record is from RefSeq and is a predicted model, not a curated record. Gene Ontology annotation, molecular function: nucleosome binding; protein binding. Gene Ontology annotation, cellular component: ESC/E(Z) complex. Gene Ontology annotation, biological process: negative regulation of transcription by RNA polymerase II. Lineage: Eukaryota; Metazoa; Cnidaria; Anthozoa; Actiniaria; Aiptasiidae. The transcript is spliced from 13 exons.
UUCUACUUGAGCCUGCAGUGCACGUCCGCUGAAUUACGCGCGUGUUUUGACAAAAUGGAUGCCGAAAGAGAGUCAAAAAGACUCUGUGUUGAAAAAAUUGAAUGCCAAAAAGCCUUAGACGACUYAAUCUCUGAACAAGAUGACGACCGAGAGUUUAAAGACAUCAAAAUGGAUGAAGGAGACAGCGAUAAUGACUCCGUCGUUAGCAGUUCWAACUYGACAAGCUCAACGACAACCUCGUCAACGAUGAAAAGAAACUUUGCACGCGGMAAGCGAAGAAAGAAGAAGAAGGCAGUUGCGUUUAGAUGCUCGAAUUUUCUGAAGGUAGUAGCAUUUAUCAAGCUAACUUACAUCAAUCUACUAGCAAUUAUAGGAACAAUUUUACAAUUUGUCAAACUUGGAAAACUUGAUAAAUUACCUUAUGUAAAAGCAAUCUCCAAAGAAGAAAUUUCAAUUACUGAUUAUCAUGAGAUGGCUACAGCGUUAAGUAAUGUAGGAUCGGUGUUGAACAAACUUGGACGACUUAAUGAAUCGAAAGAAUGUUUUGAAAUAGCACUAUCAACUAAAGAAAGUGCCGGUGGUAGUCAAGCCAGUGUAGCUAUGACGCAUUACAAUUUGGGAACAUUGUUUUACAAACUGGAAAAACCUUAUGAAGCACUAGAGUGUUUCAAAGAAGCGCUGAGAAUUGAGCGAAGCAGUUUGGGCAGUAAUCAUCCUAAGGUGGCUAUAACGAUAGAUAAUUUACGAUUAGUGUUGACGCACCUUGAAAAGCGUAACGAAGCCAAUCAUCCUACAGCGGCUAGGGCUUAUUCUUUCUUAGGAGGAGCCUUGAAAGAACAGCGAAAACUCAAUGAAGCCAAAGAAUAUUUCGAAAAAGCAUUAGCAAUCGAAGCGAACGAACCAUCUCACUGGCAUAAUUUAGGAGUACUUUUUGCUGAAAUGGAGAAUUAUCAGAAAGCUAAAGAGUAUAUCGGCAAAGCCAUUCAAAUCAACGAAGAAAGACACGGCAGUAGCCAUCUGAAUAUAGCUAACAGUUUAAAAGCUCUGGCAGUACUCUCGGAAUGUAUCGGCAAACUUCAUGAAGCUAAAGGCUUCUACGAAAGAGAACUCGCAAUUAAAGAGAUCGCUUACGGCAGCAAUCAUCCCAUGUUGGUUGAAACGUUAUAUAAGUUAGAAUCGCUUUUAAAGCAUCAAGGAAAACCGGAUGAAGCCAGAGAGUUUCGCGAAAGAGCUUUGUUCAUCCAUUUAUUCAUUGUUCUUUCCCAGCAUUAUGUUGGCCAUGGAGGAGCGAUAAAUGACCUUAAAUUCCACCCUCUUGACCCUCAUCUUCUACUCUCAGGGAGCAAAGAUCAUAGUCUUCGGUUAUGGAAUGUCAAAACAGAUGCUCUUAUUGCUAUAUUUGGUGGUGUCGAUGGACACAGAGAUGAAGUUCUUAGUGUCGACUUUGAUAUUCUUGGAACUAAACUCAUCUCGUGUGGCAUGGAUCAUUCAUUAAAAAUGUGGAAUUUAGAGACUGAUACAAUAAAAGAGGCUUGUAAUAGUUCUUAUUCAUAUGAUGCCAACACUGCAAAAAAACCAUUCAAAACUGCUCAUAUCCACUACCCAAACUUCACCACAAGAGAUAUUCACAGAAAUUAUGUCGAUUGUGUUCGAUGGCURGGUGAUCUUGUCUUAUCAAAGUCAUGUGAAAACUGUGUUGUGUGUUGGAAGCCAGACACCAAACUUGAAGAAAUUCUGCAAAAGACUGGAAAUAGUGACCAUGGUGUUGAAGUGCUCCACAGGUUUGAUUUCCAUCAAUGUGACAUUUGGUACAUGAGAUUCUCGUUGGAUUAUGAGCAAAGGUUAAUGGCAGCUGGAAAUCAAGCAGGAAAGGUGUUUGUAUGGGACAUUGGCUUUGAGGAUCCCAGUAAAGCCAGAUGCUCUACAUUGACUCACAACAAAUGCACAGCAGCGAUACGGCAAACAGCUUUCAGUUUUGAUGGCAAGAUUCUCGUUUGUGUCUGUGAUGACGGUACAGUGUGGCGCUGGGACAGACUACGAUAGCCAAACAAUCCAUUUUGAGGUCACAAACUGAGUCUGUAACAUGCUUAACAGUAGGGAAUAGAUGCUAAAAUAAAGCAGACGCCUUUCUAAAUGCUCUAUUUGCUAAGAGGCACUGUGAAUUAGCAGUAAUAAGUGGUACUGUAUUUGUUUUAAGGGUUAAGUGGUGUACUUCACUGUAAACAUUGUAAAAAAUAUUGUAGAAAGGAUUUCUGUGCACAGGGAUCCCAAACAUUUUUCAAGGUAAAUAAUAAAUAAACAGUUUCAAUAGAAA